CGGGACUGGGCCGAUAUCCGCGUGACCGUUCGGAGACGAAAAAAAGAACGCAGGGAUUGCACCCAAUAUUGACCCAGAACACUGCGGGUAGUCUCUUCUGGGCAGAAACGCCUCCUUUUGCCUUGUCCCGUUGUCUGCCGAUUCGUGUAUCGGCGGUUGUAGUCGCCCAACUCUGCCUCUUAAGAGACAUUGUAACGCUCGCCGUCUUGUCAUCCACAAACUUUCGCUUCGUUUCUUCAUUCAAAGUUCACGACACUCUGACACCAUGGGCUUUAGCUUCAAGGGCCGCUCCGAUGUGGGCGUCAAAGAUGUUUCUGACCAUAGCGAUCCCGCUGCAGUAGAAGCCGGCGCCAACUCCAAGAUGGGCAGCAUCGAUGCCUCUGUCGAAAAUGCAGGACGCGCUCCUGAUGAGAAUGCGCAAGGUGGUGUGCAGCAGGUCGAGGCCAUGACACUCUCCUGGUCCAAGGGUAACCUGAUUGCUGUAUUUGCAAACAUCUGGUGCCUCUAUCUCGUCAAUGCCUGGCAGUCAGCCAUUCUGAGCAGUCUGCUCUCCUACGCUACUAGCGACUUUGACGGCCACUCGCUGCUCAAUGUGAUUCCUGUUGUUUCUAGCGCCAUGACGGCAGCCAUGUUUAUGCCUGUCGCUAAGCUACUCGAUCUUUGGGGCCGUCCACAAGGAUUUGCCAUCAUGGUUGGCUUCGCGACGCUGGGACUUAUUCUCACAGCCACCAGCCACAGCAUUGCCGCUUUGGCUGCUGCCAACGUCUUCACCAGUCUCGGAUUCAGCGGCAUCAUCUACUGUAUCGAUGUUGUCACCGCCGAUGUUUCCACUCUUCGCAACAGAGCUCUUGCGUACGCGUUUACAUCCUCGCCGUACAUGAUCACUUCUUUUGCUGGUCCUAAGGCGGCCGAGGCAUUCCAGGCAAACACAGAUCUGACCUGGCGCUGGGGAUUUGGCAUCUUCGCCAUCAUUCUUCCCAUCGUUGCAUCACCACUGUUCUUCGUCCUUCGAUCAGCCUUGUCCAAGGCCAAACAGAACGGAACUCUGGUAGAGCGCCAAAAGAGUGGACGUACCCUGCUGCAGAGCAUCUGGUACUAUAUUAUCCAGUUUGAUGCCGCCGGUGUUAUCCUCUUCUCGAUUGGUCUGACCGUUUUCCUCCUUCCAUUCAACAUUGCCGCCACGGCUGCUGACGGAUGGGGUUCAGGAUACAUCAUCGCCAUGAUCGUGCUAGGAGUCGUCUUUCUUGGCAUUUUCUUUGCCUAUGAAACAUGGAUGGCACCUGUUCCCCUCCUUGGUCUUGUGUACAUGACUGAUCGCACCGUUAUUGGCGCAUGCCUCAUCAACGCCACCUAUCAAAUCUCUUACUACUGCUGGAACAACUUGUUUAGUUCGUUCCUACAAGUCGUGAACAAUCUAUCUAUUGCCGAGGCCGGCUAUGUCAACAACACUUUCACUGUUGUUUCUGGAUUCCUUCUAUUUGGUGUGGGUUUCGCGAUCCGCAGAACUAACCACUUCAAGUGGCUGCUUUACAUUGGCGUACCAAUCUACAUCUUCAGCCAGGGCCUCAUGAUCUACUUCCGCAGACCUGAUCAGUCCGUGGGUUACCUAAUCAUGUGUCAGGUAUUGAUCUCUAUUGGUGGCAACAUUUUCAUCAUUGUUUGUCAGCUAGCGAUCCUCGCUGCUGUCGACCAUCAGCAUGUUGCGACAGCUUUGGCGCUUCUCAACGUUGUUGGCACGGUUGGCGGUGCCAUGGGCGGCACAAUCUCUGGAGCUAUCUGGACCAACACGUUCCCUCAGGCCUUGGAGAUGUAUCUUCCCGAAUCGGAAUUGGGCAACGUGACGGCUAUUGCUGGCGAUAUCACCGUCCAGCUAGGUUAUGAGAUGGGCAGUGAAGCACGUAUUGGCAUCCAGAAUGCUUACGGCUACGCCCAAACCAGAAUGCUUGCGGCCGGUACUGGAAUCAUGGCUCUGGCAUUGAUCUGGAUGUUCAUGGUGCGCAACAUCAAUGUUGGCAAGAAGCCUCAAGUUGUUGGAACUGUAUUUUAAUGCCACACACACGUUUCUCGGUACAACAAUACGCGGUCCCAUGAAUGGGUCUGCAUAUUGUGGAAAAGAUCGCCGCAAAAGUCUACACAGUAUCACGAGCUCGUAGUCUAAGCUCUCCCGAAACUCUGGCCUAGCAACUUCAGUUUUAACCUUGGUAUAUGUCAAUUUAGCUGAUGGUUUAGCGUAGCGUGUACCGUUCAAUAUGCUAAACAGAAAAUAGCCAACCGGAGCCUGACACAAAACUUGUAAUCCUUUACUAUUGCUUGGCUCUCGUGCUGCCUUAAUAAGUUCUCUCGCAUGCCCAUGGCAAUCCAAAAGACACCACGCCAAUUUAUACGCUGAACUAUAGCAAACAUAUCGAAUGCUUCUUUAAGAUCUGUGGACGAUUGUAAUAUUUAACCUGUACCUUGCUGUGUUAAAGUUGGCGGGGGAAAGUAUAGCAGCAUUUAUCUCGUAAAUAGCCAUCAAGUCGUUGUCUUUUUCUCUACACUUCUAUCUAGUGUAUGCAAGCUAAUCUGGUGUCUCUAAAUCCCCAUUACCGCUACUGGCCGGGUUAAAUGCAUGUCUAAAGUCGUCCAGCUCGCGCAGCUGCUUCUUGGACACACUCGGACGAAUCUUCUGAAGGGCAUGUAUGAAAUGCGCAUUGGACAGCUGUACGGUUGGGAGAUUCUCCACUGCUGUCGACGCAUUAUCAUUUCCGGCAAGAUUAUACUCCAUGGCCCAGAGCAGAGCCGCCUCACCACACAAGUUGUUCAGGUCGGAUCCUGAAUAUCCAUCGGUCAGGGCUGCCAGUCUCUUAAGAUCUACAUCAGGGAGGAUAUCGUCCUUGUGCAACAAGACACCCAGAAUCUUCUCACGGGCUUGUUCGUCUGGAAGUCCAAAAUGAAUCUUCUGCGGCAGACGGCGCAGAAAGGCAGGGUCAAGAUCCAUGGGCCGGUUCGUGGCGACGAGAACAAACGGCGCAUCACUUGCCCUAGAUGUUAACCCAUCCAGCUCUUGGAGAAACUGGGUGAGUGUUGUGCGCUCCCACUUCCUGUCCCACUCGCCGCGGCGAUAGAACAGAGCGUCGACCUCGUCAAAGAAGACGAUGCAUGGCGCAUGCUUGCGGGCCACUGUGAAUGCCGCUCGGAUAGAUUUCUCCGUUCUGCCUACUGCAGUAAACUCCAACGCGGCAGAGUCUAGAGCAAGCAUGUUGCAGCCCAUCGUUUGGGCAAUGGCGCGGCAGAGAUGCGUCUUUCCGGUUCCGGGUGGUCCGUAGAAUAGCGCGCCUUUGACCUGUAGUCGAGACAGGAGGACGGAGGAUUUCGCGUGGACCUUCAUCUUGGUAAGCAUAAUCAGCUGCUUGACUGUGUCUUUGACUUCGUCUUUCAGAAUAACAUCGUCCAGUCCUGUCGAAUUCAUAUCCUCUAUAACCCGUGUUGUUAGUGGUAUAUCGGGCGGUCAUGUGCAGCGAACUUACCAAUCUUGACCAUGUAUUCCAGCAUCUCCUUCUCGUAUCCAGCUUUCUCAUCAUCGGAGUCAGAGUCCGAGUCGGAGCUAUCUGAAUUCGAGUCAUUGUCAGAAUUGCUAUUGGCGUCGCCCUCGUCAUGGCGCAGUUUCUUAGAGAGGGAGAUUCGAUGCAAGACAUCAACAACAUCGUCCACGUUGAGUUUCUCUUUGUUCCAAGCCCGUCCUGCCACUUGUACGGCAACCUCUUCCAUGAGGUCAAUAUCCGAGCCGUCCAGGUUGAUAUGUUCAUUAUCCACUUUGAGAUCCCACUGCGUACUGGGCAGCAAUAGCUCUUCAUCAAAAUAUUGCCCCGCAUACUGCUGUAGCAUCGCCUUCAGCCCCAGGACAAAACGGUUGGAGGCAGUCUCUUCGGGCUUGAUAGGCUUUUUGAGUUGGUCGGGUACCUCAACAGGGCGUAGCAUAAAGGUGGACGCUGGUGGGAUUCCUCCUUUGAAUUGAAAGAGACGGUAGUCUUUGGUUUUGUUACUUCGGUAGUAUUCCUGGUUAGACUUCUCGUCCACUUGGGAUGUAAUGAGCAGGAGGACGGAUUUGCCUUCAGCCCUAGCGUGAUACACAGCCUCGCGAAGUCUACAAAGGACUUUGCGAUACGCUACUGGAAGCAGCUGCCUAGCCAUAGCAAGGUGAAUCAUCAAGAUGUGAGAUGCCUUUGAAGAUUCAGUUUUUGAGGCUUCGGUUGUUGCGGUUUCGUCCUUUGAAGCCUCUUCUUUUGCAGUCUCUUCUUUUGGUGUCUCGUCCUUUGAAGUAUCCUUCUUUAGAGUCUCUUCUGUUACAGCCUCAUCCUUUGGAGUCUCAUCAUUGGGAGUUUCAUCUUUUGUUGUCUUGUCUUUCGCAAUGUCGGCCCCGGCAUCGCGCAUAUCCUCCGCAAGGCCCAAUAUCGGCGCAAAGGCUCGUUUGGUAAUCUGCGCCUCCUCUUCGGAAACAUUUCGCUGGCAUCGCUGGCCAAAGUGAUGAAGCAUGGGUCCAUCGGCAGGAUGAUAGACCUCGUAGCCCGAUUCCUUAGUUGGCCUGCGAUAGCUCGUUGCGCCGCUACCAUGACCAGCAGGUGGAACAGGUGUAUGGUUGCCGUAUGUUGUUGCCAAACUUCUGAAAUCAUCGAGUGACACUGUAGCCAAGGUGGCGUUGAAUUCCUUGGCUAGUGCCUGGACAUAUUCUCUACAGACGUCGUCCGAUUCGGCAGCUUUGCAUUGGAUGGUGGCUCCCAUACUAUACAUGGGCAGCUUGCCAGAAGCAUCGCGCAUCAUCAAUGCAGCCAACGUGUCGCGCACUGACGUGAACAGUUGGUGCGAUACUCCGAAUGCACCCUCUGUAGCCUUUGCAGCCUCUGCUGUUGUCUCUGUCGUUGCUGCUGCUUCUGAGCCGGCAUCGGCAAUGGUCUCUAUCCUUGGUACUGCUGCCGGUCCAUCUUGACCCUUUUGAUCGAUCCAGCGAAUCUUGGGUCUAGCUUCCUUCAGCUGCUCUGGUGUCUGGAUAUUUUUCGACAGGAACCAUUCUGGAAGCACGUGCUGAGGCGGCGCUUCCACGUCAGUUGUGGACGUCGGUGUUGGUUGGCCGGGUUCUGAGUCUGCUUCAGAGACCAUGGUUGGGUUGGUAUAGAAUACAAAGUGGCCUUGCAAGCAUUGAAUCUGGCUGGAGGCCUUGUCUUGUAUUUAUCUAGGCACCUCUUCGGUCGCAAGCACGUUAUGAGGCUGUGGUGGCGGUCAGAUGCAAGCUCAGCCCCAACGACAGGCUGGACGGACGCCUUUGCC
[Torrubiella] hemipterigena is the source of this 5301-nucleotide messenger RNA. NCBI's taxonomy places the organism in Eukaryota, Fungi, Ascomycota, Sordariomycetes, Hypocreales, Clavicipitaceae. The record is from the annotation of a GenBank genome assembly.